Messenger RNA from Dendroctonus ponderosae (mountain pine beetle), 1378 nucleotides. It is a transcript of the gene Cyt-c1, whose product is annotated as cytochrome c1, heme protein, mitochondrial. Gene Ontology annotation, biological process: mitochondrial electron transport, ubiquinol to cytochrome c. The transcript has 7 exons. Gene Ontology annotation, molecular function: electron transfer activity; heme binding. The coding region runs from base 249 to 1169 and encodes 306 amino acids. NCBI's taxonomy places the organism in Eukaryota, Metazoa, Arthropoda, Insecta, Coleoptera, Curculionidae. The record is from RefSeq and is a predicted model, not a curated record.
ACCUCAACGGCAACAAUGAGAGGCCAGCUUAGCCAACAAUAUAGUGUAAAUUUUCCUCACUCUCUGCGCUCGCAAGUUACGUAAAUGUCAAAAAGCUGAAAAAAUCUUCGGUUUUUCCUUCAGGAGAAGAAUCAUCGAAGAUUUUUGGACUUUGGGCCGGUGAUCCACAAUAUUUACAAGGUUCUGGCAAGCAUUAAGGGCUUAGUAUUACGUGACGAAAUUCCUCAACAUCCACCCUAUCGAUUGACAUGGCUUCCCGAGUUGGUCGAAUUUGUGGAGCUGGACUUUUAAAGUCCAAUACAACAAACUGUUUACGUCAGGGCAAUGCUUAUUCCACUACCCGCGACUUUUCGAAAGGAAAGAAAGCUCUGUUGGGCGGCUUAGGAGUGGCAGCUGGUGGGGCAGGCGUACUUAUUUACACUUUGGAUAAAGCAGUUAGGGCUUCAGACCUUGACUUACAUCCACCGAAAAACCCAUGGAGUCACAAUGGCUUUUUUAAUUCUCUCGAUCAUGCUAGUAUCAGGAGAGGCUACGAAGUCUACAAACAAGUGUGUGCAGCUUGCCACUCAUUGCGCUUUAUUGCUUAUCGUAACUUAGUUGGCGUUUCCCAUACUGAAGAUGAAGCGAAAGCUGAAGCCGCCGAGCAGCUAUAUACUGACGGCCCCGAUGAAGCUGGAAACAUGUUCCAAAGGCCUGGUAAAUUGUCUGACUACAUGCCAAAUCCCUAUCCGAAUGAAGAAGCCGCAAGAGCAGCGAACAACGGCGCUUUCCCACCAGAUUUGAGUUAUAUCGUAUUGGGCCGACAUGGAGGGGAAGAUUACCUAUUUUCACUGCUUACGGGCUAUUACGACGCCCCAGCUGGAGUUAUCAUAAGAGAGGGACAGUAUUACAAUCCCUACUUCCCAGGAGGAGCUAUUUCUAUGGCUCAAGCUCUAUACAAUGAAGUUAUUGAAUAUGCCGAUGGAACCCCAGCUACUGCUAGCCAACUUGCUAAGGAUGUCGGAACAUUUUUGAAAUGGACUUCAGAGCCAGAAUAUGACGACCGUAAACGAAUGUUGAUCAAGGCGAUUGCAAUUUUCAGCACUCUCGCAUUCGUCAGUUACUAUGCCAAGAGGUUCAAAUGGUCAUCUCUCAAGUCAAGAAAAAUUGUUUUUAAACCCAAGGAGUAAAGAGUCCAUCAAAUUUUCAACAGCGUGACCAGAUAGCCAAUUAAUUUUUUUAAGAACAUACUUUUAAGAUUAAUUUUAUUUAUGUAAAUAUCAUUAUACAUUGUCUUCUGAAAUUAUUGCAUUGAACCUCUACGAAUAGUUUUUUUCAGUUUCCGUAUAUGAAAAUUCAACAUGUCACGUUAUUUGUUAUAUAAAUUAUAUGUUCCAGU